AUGGUCUUUCUCACUGAAACUUUUCUUUAUGAUUCUAUCUCUAAUUCAUUACUCAAUCUACCUGGUUACGCACUUUAUCGUCAAGACCGCCUUGAAACGCAUCCAAAGAAAAGAGGAGGAGGAGUUAUGGCCCUAAUCAAAAAUUCAAUCGUAUCAUCAGAAACUUCAUUCGAAUUCUCCACAGCAUACACGUCCCAUUUUUCUGAAUUUCUCAUCAUCGAUUGCCCAAAAAUGCUCACCCGCAUUUUCUUGGUCUACAGACCUCCUCAAUCGCUCCAUCACUGUACCAACAACCUAUUCUCCUUAUUGAGUUCGAACAUGCACCAGAAAUGGCACAAUAUAAUUGUUGGGGACCUCAAUCUUCCAAAUGUCGAUUGGUCAACUUUGAUGUCAAAAAGUCCUUACAUCGAGCUUCAGGCAUUUUAUGUUGAUCAUGGUCUAUGUCAAUUGAUCAAUUUUCCUACUAGAAUUUCUUCCUCGGGCACUUCAAACAUCCUGGACAUAAUUCUCUCAAGCUCUCCGGAGAAGCUCAUCAAUAUCAAGCCGAGUCAAGACUUCGUACAAUCCGAUCACAUAUCCAUAAGCUUUGAAGUAGCGGCUAAUGUUCGUCCCUUGGAUUGCGCCUCUUCCAACAAGCUCGACUUCAGAAAGUGCGAUUUCGUAAAACUAAAUGAUUAUAUCGCUUCAACCAAUUGGGAAGAUCAAUUUUCCUACCUAUCCAAUAUCCAAGAAAAAUACGAUCACUUCAUCAGAACUAUCAACGAAUAUAUUCAAGACUGUUGUCCAAUUGGCAAAAAAUUCAGAACGCGAAAUAUAUCGAGAAGGUUGAAGAGAAUAAGAAGUAGAAUUAGAUUCAUCUCAAACAGGAAUGAUAAUUCCCAAAAUCUGCCCAGAAUCUUCAAACUUCAGAAGAAAUUAUUAGCGAUGGCUCGGAGAAAAAAUCGCAGAUAUGACAAUGAAGUUGCUCGUUGCGGCAACAACAAACGUAUUCAAAGAGUUAUCUCUCAAAGACUAAAAUAUCGUCCCAAUCUUCAGUCGAUACUUUUGGAUGGUAGAUUACUGACUUCUGAUGAUGAUAUGGCAAAUACCUUUGUUAGUGUUUUCGAGAAAUAUAUGAAAAGAACUGGAGAAAUCUCAGGACCUUGCCAAAACAACCGGUUCAAGUCCAAAUCAGUGGAGUUUCCUCCUUUUGUCAUCUGCUCAAUACUGGAUAAAUUACCUCCUAAAGUUGGCUUCUCGAAGGACUUCAUCAAUUUCUUUGUGCUCAAAAAAAUAUCUGUAUCAAUAGCUCUCCCACUCUCAAUCAUCUUCACAGAAAUUUAUAAUGAAUGCACUUUUCCCGAAGACUGGAAAACCUCAGUAGUUAUCCCAAUUCACAAAAGAGGAAGAACUAACGACCCUGAGAACUAUCGACCGGUUGCAUUGACCUCACCAAUAUCUAGGGUACUGGAGAAAGUCAUUGCCAAUUACAUUCGGAAUACCUUCCACAACAGUUUUGAUGUUAAUCAGCAUGGCUUUAUUUCCAAACGAUCUUGCAUAACCGCUCUUCUGAGCACCAUUACCAAAUGGAAGUUUAUAUUAGAUAGAGGUAAGAGCGUCGAUGUCAUCUACAUCGAUUUUAAAAGAGCAUUUGAUAAUGUUCCCCACACACACUUACUUCACAAAUUGAGGAAUUUCGGGUUUCCGGAAGAUCUUAUCAACUUUUUCACUUCGUUUCUGUUCAACCGCACCUCACAAGUCAAAGUAAACAAUCACAUCUCCUCCAAUCAAUUUCAGGUUACUUCAGGUGUUCUUCAAGGAACUGUAACAGGUCCCCUGUUAUUUCUUAUUUACAUCAAUGAUGUUCUACUAGAGGUUGAUGAUGAGGUUGAGGCAACAAUUUUUGCGGAUGAUAUCAAGAUAUCAAGCAGUAACCCCGAGAAACUUCAAUCUACAUUGGACAAAAUUGUAGCCUGGUCCAAGAAGUGGGAUAUGCCUAUGGCCCCCUCAAAAACUUCUGUCUUACACCUUGGUAAAAACAACAAGAAGAAUCCAUACUUUAUUAAUGGCAUCCAAAUUCCAUCCGUAUCAGUGGUCCGAGAUUUGGGCAUUUAUAUUGACGAAAAGCUGAAUUUUGAAUAUCAUUGCAAUGAAACGGUUCGAAAAACAUUGACCAAAUGUCGGGAAAUUCAGAGAAGUUUCAGUUUUAAAGAUAUCAGACCAUACAUACUCAUAUUUAAAACCUACGUUGCUCCAAUCAUUGACUAUGGCUGCUGUGUAUAUAGGCCGUUUAUAUCCAAGAAAUUGGAAGUAUUAUUAGAACGGCCUCUUCGCAGAUUUACUAUGAACAUCUUCAGAAGAUGUAACUUUCAAUACUCUUCCUAUGACAAUCGUCUCGAACAGGCUGAUUAUACUACAUCAGCCAGACGUAGUUUAGAACAUUCUUUAUCAAUCAUGUUUUCCAUAAGCAAAAACCUAAUCCACUUCCCCGACAAAAUAAGAUAUUUUUCCAGUUCAUCUUCGCCUCGCACACCUCUGGCAAUAAAACUUAAUGAUAAGAGAUUCUGCAAAACCUUCUUCAGUUAUAUCUUCAAACAUUGGAACUCGUUGGCCACCUUACUUACAAACGACACCAGCUUAACAAUGCUCAAAUCAACCAUCCGCGCAUUACCAAACAGUUUUUUUGUUUCGCCUCGCCCCUAA
This is a messenger RNA of Caenorhabditis angaria, 2682 nucleotides long. NCBI's taxonomy places the organism in Eukaryota, Metazoa, Nematoda, Chromadorea, Rhabditida, Rhabditidae. The record is from the annotation of a GenBank genome assembly.